Molecule: messenger RNA, 3864 nt
Organism: Lolium perenne
Lineage: Eukaryota; Viridiplantae; Streptophyta; Magnoliopsida; Poales; Poaceae
Product: ASI1-immunoprecipitated protein 2
Biological process (GO): negative regulation of transcription elongation by RNA polymerase II
Molecular function (GO): histone reader activity
Source: RefSeq, a predicted model, not a curated record
UUUCCCAGGAACGGAGAGAGAGAGACGAGAGGAUGGGCUACUAGGGUUCCUCCGCCGCCACCCGUCUCCACCCCGUGGGCGAGGAAGGCUCCUCUCCACCACGUCCGCGAAAGAAGUCCACCGCCGCCAUCCUGACCGGACCCUCUCCGCCGCCCCUCUUCUCCAUCCGCGAUCGGCAGAUCGUAGCGGCGCCUCCACGAGCUCGUUCCCUUCCAAGCUCCUCCCCGACCGCCGCCCGUCGUCUCAUCUCAGCUCUUUGCCGACCGCCGGUCACCUCUCUCCCUUCGUUCCCGAUCGGUGCCUCCCCGAACUCCCUCCCGUGAGGACUUAAUGUGUUGCAAUUACUAGGGAAGGUUUCUGCUCAACAGUGGAACGACAGAGUAACCUCAUCAGUAAACCUGAACCAGGGACAUUUAAUGCAUGCUGAGCUUCCUGCUCAUCUUGUGUGCAUCUUAAUUGCCCUUCAUAUCUGAUGAAGUCAGGAGUAGGCAGUGCCCUUGGUGGUUGUGCAUCUACAGUAAAGCAGGCCGACACUGGUUCACAAGGGACCUUCAGUGUGGCUCUAAGGAAGAAAAGAGGAAGAACAGCACCUCCAUCUUCUAGAUGUUUACGUGGUAAAAAGGAUGAUAAGGUCAUGGACAGUGAUGAUGCUAUUAACAAUUUGAACCAUGCUUGUAAUGUGCAAGCAACUGCUGUUAAGAACACUACUGCUGUGGAUAAGACUGCUCAAGCAAUAUUGGAUGAUCAGGUUUAUAAGGCAGAAAUGAAUUCCACGUCCUCAGACAAUGAGAGUGCCGAAGAAGUUGAGGAUGUGAAAGUUUGUGACAUAUGUGGAGAUGUUGGCGAUGAGGAGAAGCUUGCUGUUUGCAAUAGAUGUAAUGAUGGUGCUGAGCAUAUUUACUGUAUGCAGGUGAUGAUGGAAAAGGUUCCAGAGGUUGAGUGGUUUUGCGAAGAGUGCCAAGCUGAAGUAGAUUUUGGAAAAGCUAACUUGCAAAAAUCUCAAGUGAAGGUUGGCAUUUCAAAGCAAGAGUCUAUUGAAGAGAAAAUCAAUAAACCUAUCAAUGCUGCACAGGGCAGAAGUUCUUCUGAGAAUGAAGUGGAUGCUGAAACUGUUGGCAGAAAAGAAUGGAAUGAAGCAAAUCAAGCCAUUGAUACGGUUACUAGGAGGAACGAAGAAGAUGCAAGGAUUAUGACCGUGGCUAAGCAAAACAUUCCUGAACCUGGGGUCUUAUUGAUGGGGUCUGACUCCAGAAAAAGAAUACCUCUGUCACGCGACAGCUCAUUCAGGUUGGUUAUGGAGAAAGGGAAGCAACCCACUCCCCAAGUACCAACCUUAUUGGCGUCUAGUGCUGCCAAGAGUCAGGCACCACCAUUUGCUGGUCAACUCUCCAAGUCCACCUCCUUCAACACCUCUAAGGUCCCCAAGGUGAAGCAACUAGUGAAUGAAGCUCCUCAGAAGACCAAAACUUUGAAGGCUCAGUUGACCUCUAGUAUGAAAAAAGAGGGUCCAAUGUGCCUAUCUGCAAAGCCAUCAUCAUUCAAAAAGCCCAAAACGUGUGAAUCAGCAAUCAAGGCAAAGACUUCCACCAUACCACCUGCCGAGGAGCUAACUGUGAUAAAUUUACCAGUGAGCCGAAAUGCAAGUAAUGAUAGAGGCACUUCUAUCUUAGGAUGUCCAUCCAUUGCUGGAUCAAUUGCUUUUCCAGUUCAGUCAAAAGCAGAAUCUGCAGCCGAGCGUCUCACUACAGGAAAUAACACAGCCACUUUUAGUAAUUUAGGAGUUGCCAAUGAGCAGGGUGCUGGAAACGUUCCUGGAAACAGUGAGCUAAAUAAGCCACUUUUAGCAAAAGCACCAGUGAGUGUAACAUCAACUAGUUCUCCGAGAUCCUUAGGUAUUCUUGGUUCUGGUUCCCAAAGAAAUGUGUUCCAGAAGACCUGUUCACAGCAGUUCACAGCAGUUCACAGCCGUGGGCAGAAGACCUGUUCACAGCAGUUCACAGCCGUAGGCAGAAGACCUGUUCACAGCAGUUCUACUAUGUCAAGUGAUCUGAUGGACAAAUUGAGUCAAGCCUUUUUACCUGGUGAUAAAACAAUAGUUUCAACUGUUCCAGAGUUGGAUUAUAUUUGGCAAGGUGAUUUUGAGCUGUGGAGGACUGGAAGAUCACCUGAGCUAUGUGAUGGUUUUCAAGCUCACUUAUCAUGUACCGCUUCACGAAAAGUGCUGGAAGUAGCAAAGAAAUUCCCUUCAAGAGUCCAGCUUGAAGAACUACCUCGUCAGGACUCAUGGCCCAUGCAGUUUCAGGAAAAUGGACCCACGCAUGAAAAUAUUGGUGUUUUCUUCUUUGCUAGAGAUGCCCAUAGCUAUGAACAUCAUUACAGUAAAUUGGUUCAAAAUAUGCUAAACAACGACUUGGCACUCAGAGGAAAUAUCGAAACAGCUGAAUUGCUUAUAUUCCCUUCCAACAUCCUGUCAAACAACUCCCAGAGAUGGAAUAUGUUUUAUUUUCUGUGGGGUGUGUUUAGAGUAACAAAAAAAGGUCAUGAUGGUGCUGAACCAGAUUGCAAUUCGUUUAGUUCAGCUACUUGUGCAGACCAUCAAUAUAUCCAAGUUUCGGAAGCUAAUAUUCAGGGAUGUUCAAAUGAAGAGAACUCUUCGGGUCAGCCUCUGGGUGGAACAGAUUUGGAAGAUUAUUGUCAUGAUUCAAUUAGAACAUGCUGUUUAACAGAUAGCAGGGGUUCAAUCAAUGAUGUUUCCACUGCUCUGGCAAGAAAACGCAAGAUACAUGCAUAUCCAGACUCUCAAAAGAAAAUGUCGGAUUCUUCCUGCUGUUAUGCUGAUGAGCCAAAUGUUUAUGUAAAUACAAUGCCAGUAACUUGCUCUAUCUCAUCCAUCCACGAACAAGAUAAUCAGAGCAGAGUCAUUAACUUCAACAAUACAGAGAGCCUGAUGGAUAUAUAUCAUUUUAAUAGUGUUGAAUUGAACUCUGGUGCAGUGAAUCCUGUUUCGCAUGCAUCAGGUGGGGCACAAAAACGGAAAGUUGAUAUGCUGAACUGGACUGAUGGAGUCAAUGGAUCACUGGAUAAGAAAAUUAAAUUGGAUAAUGUAUCAUCCACUGUGGAGUCUAGUGUAAGUGAGAAUAUUAGAGAUGGUUACCCUCUAGCAGCUUCAUCUGUGGAUGAUUGCACUGACAAUAAGGCAAUGCCUGGAACCUCGAAGAGUAAUGGAAAGUGCAUAUUUCCGCUAGAUCUAAAUGCGGUGGAUGAUGAUGCAACUACUGGAAAUGUUGUAACUAUUCUGUCUUCUGAUGAUGAAGAUUUACCUGAACAGAACACGCAAGGUCCUAAGCUAGAGCUGGGGGACAACGAAUUUUCUGGAAAAUCCAUCUUUUCGUUCUCUCCCAUGGUUGAAGAAAAGUGGAAUAAGGGAGAGUCGCUGCCUACUGAUACGUCAGGUGUCCUGUCCCUUGCCAUUGCAUUCCCAGCGUCAAAGGAACAAGCUGGUAAAAUGCAAUCGGAGUCAUGCAACGGGCUCUAGGGCUAAAACCAUCUUCGGUUGCCCGCGGUGACAUGGUUCCUUGCUUUGCAUUCCUGAUGUCUUGCGUGAUGGAUCUUGGUAUCAUCGGCCCUACUCCACAAGGAAUCGCGGAAGACACUACAAUCUUCUCAAUGUGCGAACAGAUGGUUCAGACUCUGCAUGUCAAGUCCCAUCCAAUCUCUGCAUUGUAUCCAUGUCAGUUUUUGUCUUUUAGCUGACAACCGUGCCAUAUUUAGAGGCAUAUUGAGGGAGGAAUGGUGUCAGGUCUAGAAUUAGCAUAUAAAUGUAGAAACAGAUUCCUGAACCAAGCAUGAGUUCUUAUUGUGCCA